AUGAACGGAUUUGAAAAGCAUGACCUCGACGAGCACAACUUUGGCGCCAAGGGCAGCGUCGUCAGCGCAUUUGACGCCUUCCCAAAAUCCAAGCCUGAAUACAUCACCCGCACUGCCGGCGGUGGCAAAUGGACUGUCGCCAUUAUCUUCAUCUCCCUCAUCCUCAUGGGCUCUGAGGUCGGACGCUGGUGGCGCGGCGAGGAGACGCACAACUUUGCGGUCGAGAAGGGCAUCUCCCACGAAAUGCAAAUCAAUCUCGACAUCGUCGUCAACAUGCUUUGCAACGACCUUCAUAUAAACGUCCAGGACGCAUCGGGAGACCGCAUUCUCGCUGCCUCCCGACUUCAGCGCGACCCGACCACUUGGUCCCAGUGGGUUGGCGCCGAUGGCGUCCACAAGCUCGGCCACGACGCCCACGGUCGCGUCAACACCGGUGAGGGCUGGACCAGCCUCUCCAGCAUGAAUGACGAGGGUUUUGGUGAAGAGCACGUCCACGACAUCGUCGCCCUCGGUAAGAAGCGCGCCAAAUGGAGCAAGACCCCGCGUUUCUGGGGUACCGCUGACAGCUGUCGCAUCUACGGCUCGCUGGACCUCAACAAGGUUCAGGGUGACUUCCACAUUACUGCUAGAGGACACGGCUAUAUGGAAUUCGGCCAGCACCUGGAGCACGACCGAUUCAACUUUUCCCACGUCAUCUCCGAACUCUCAUAUGGCGCCUUCUACCCGUCCCUCGUCAAUCCCCUCGACCGCACCGUCAACACCGCCUCUGCUCACUUCCACAAGUUUCAGUACUACCUCUCCGUUGUUCCCACCGUUUACAGCGUCGGUCGCAGCGCCAUCCAAACCAACCAGUACGCGGUGACUGAGCAGAGCAAGGAAAUUGACGAGCACUCUGCCGUCCCUGGCAUCUUUGUCAAGUACGAUAUUGAGCCCAUCCUGCUCACCGUUCAUGAGUCGCGUAACAGCUUUCUCGUGUUCCUCAUCAAGCUCAUCAAUGUCGUCAGCGGUGUGCUCGUCGCCGGUCACUGGGGCUACACCCUGUCUGGGUGGUUCGUCGAGGUACUGGGCAAGAGGCGGCGGUCCAGCGGCGGCGAGGGCGUCCUAGGUACUAAAGGCGGCUACGAUGACUAG
This is a messenger RNA of Cordyceps fumosorosea ARSEF 2679, 1131 nucleotides long. RefSeq lists its product as hypothetical. Bases 1 to 1131 code for a protein of 376 amino acids. Gene Ontology annotation, biological process: retrograde vesicle-mediated transport, Golgi to endoplasmic reticulum; endoplasmic reticulum to Golgi vesicle-mediated transport. The record is from RefSeq and is a predicted model, not a curated record. NCBI's taxonomy places the organism in Eukaryota, Fungi, Ascomycota, Sordariomycetes, Hypocreales, Cordycipitaceae. Gene Ontology annotation, cellular component: endoplasmic reticulum; endoplasmic reticulum membrane; COPII-coated ER to Golgi transport vesicle. The transcript is spliced from 3 exons.